This is a messenger RNA of Myzus persicae (green peach aphid), 1053 nucleotides long. Its product is annotated as U6 snRNA phosphodiesterase. The transcript has 5 exons. Gene Ontology annotation, biological process: U6 snRNA 3'-end processing. NCBI's taxonomy places the organism in Eukaryota, Metazoa, Arthropoda, Insecta, Hemiptera, Aphididae. The coding region runs from base 269 to 988 and encodes 239 amino acids. The record is from RefSeq and is a predicted model, not a curated record. Gene Ontology annotation, molecular function: 3'-5'-RNA exonuclease activity. Gene Ontology annotation, cellular component: nucleus.
UUCAGUUUGGAUUUUUUGAAAAUGUUCCGUAUUGGAACUUUUGGUCGUUUUCAAAAUCUUUUGAUCUAAUAAGUCAUAAAAGUUAAUGUAAAUCAUUUACAGUAUGUAUUAUGUUGAUAUUUUUAAAUGUCUAAGAUUUACUGUUGUUACAAUUCAUUGUCGACGAGAGAUUUGACAAGUAUUUCGACAAACGACGGUGAAUUUAUCAUAAUACCUACCAAUAUAUUAUUAUUGGCGUCGAAUAUUAUUAUAUUCUCCACCCGAUUAUAUGAUGGACCUAAUAAAGUGUUACAGUGGAGACAGCGGGGAAAGCGAUGGCGAGCAUGAUGAACCUGUUCAAAAAGUGUUACCAGUACCUGAAGCCAUUGCCUUAAUGUUUGACGGUAGACUCUAUCAUCCAAAGCCAAAAGAUGAACCUGAUUCCCACCAAGGACGUGCUCGGUUGUUUGAACAUGAACGUGGUAAUUGGGCUACUUACGUUUAUGUACCUUGUCCAGACAUGGAUUUAGUGGAGAUUGUUCAAGAUAAAUUGACCGAAUUUGGCCUAGAAAUUAUUAAACAUCCCCACAUCAGCCUUACGAAAACAGUUGUACUUCAGUAUCAUUGGAUACAACGAUUUAUCAAUGAUGUGAAAUCCAAAUUGUCAACAAUUUUAAGAUUUACAGUCACUUUUGGAAACUUAGAGGUAUUUUGUAAUGAAAAUAGUAGUAGGACAUUUAUUGGUUUUCUUGCACAUCCUGCAGAAGUUUUAUCUCAAUGUGUUGAUCAACUUGACAAUGUCUUGUCUGACUAUAAUUUGCCAAAAUAUUAUGAAGAUCGACAAUUUCAUUUGAGUGUUGCUUGGUGUUUGGGCGAUCAAUCUAGUCAGCUAAGGACUAAAUUAAAAUCAUUAGAAUUAGAAAUAGAAGUUGACACUUCUCGUAGUUUAACAGUUGACAAUCUUAUGUGUAAAACUGGUAAUAAAAAAUAUAACUUUGAUCUCGUUUAAUAAUGUCUGAUGUGCAUGAAAAUAAAUAAUAUUUACCUAUUCAUAUAGUAUAAUAUAUCUUUUAA